Daktulosphaira vitifoliae (grape phylloxera) is the source of this 1151-nucleotide messenger RNA. RefSeq lists its product as uncharacterized. The record is from RefSeq and is a predicted model, not a curated record. Lineage: Eukaryota; Metazoa; Arthropoda; Insecta; Hemiptera; Phylloxeridae. The transcript has 2 exons. The coding region runs from base 66 to 1016 and encodes 316 amino acids.
UAUCACUUUGUUGAAUUAUUGUUUCAUCAAAAAGUUGCAGUUGUAAUAGUAAUAAUUAUUUUUCAAUGAAUUUAUCAAAACUUUCUAAGUUGUGUUUUUUAUUAUUGUGUGUGAUAAUUUAUACAAAAGCAAAACUGAAUAACAAACUAAAUAGUGAUAAAUUAAAGACGUUGCUAAGAUAUUCGGGAUGGAAAAAAUUAAACGAUGUGAACUCUAUAAUAUAUAGUACAAAUACAUUUUACUUACAAAAUUUGAUAAAAACGCCUGUACUUCGCUAUAAUUGUAAUAAAAAAGUACGAGGUUUGACUAUAUUUCUUGGAUGUACAUACUCAAAAGUUAUGCAAAAUUUGUUUUCAAUUAUUAUAAACUACCAACAAAAAUGUGACAAAAUAUUAAAUAUAGAAUACGAUGUAAUAAAUGGAUACAAUUGCAUUGAAAAACUCAUAAAUAUAAUAUCUUUAUUCAUUGUUCCUAUGGCCAAAUUGAUGAAAGAAGCCAUGAUUGCUUUGGAUAUGUUACAUAACAUUCCAUGGGGUAGUGACCCAUUAUGUGAUAAAUACUCCCAUAAAAUAAGUAAUUUCGUAGGAGAAAUAGAAACUAUUCAUGAUAAAUUAAUAAAUGUAAUUCUAAAACGCGAUAAUAUUUCUAAAUACAAUUCAGUAAAAAAUUUUAUAAAAUAUUUUUUUGAAAAAAUAAAAUCGAACAUAAAACAAAACACUGAUAUCUUUUGUAUUUUUGAAACUUAUGACAUGGAUUAUUUAUGGAAUGGUUGGGUUCAAGAAUAUGAAGACAUUGUUUAUGUCGCAAAAUUAGAAUUUUUCAAAUUCUUAAACGUAAAAAUUGAAGAUUAUAUCAAGACAGCAAUUAUAGAAAAGUAUUUUCAACUGGGUUUUAAAUUUGAUCCAAUCACCGAAGAAACAUUUGUCCCAACACCAGAGGAGCUAAUUGAAUUAGAGUUGGAAUUUAGAGAAACAGAUGAGAAGCCUUCAAUGCCAAUACAAAUAGAAAUUCAUUAAAUUUUAUAUAACUAAUUUUAUAUCUUACAAUUAUGUAUAAAACAUCAUUAUAAUAAAUUUAUUAAAAUUUACGUAAAUAUUUGUAAAACUUUAAAAAAUUAUUAAAACAUAAUAAUAAAAUUCUAUUUUUAAUCA